This is a messenger RNA of Pararge aegeria (speckled wood butterfly), 3909 nucleotides long. RefSeq names its product integrin beta-nu-like. The record is from RefSeq and is a predicted model, not a curated record. Gene Ontology annotation, biological process: cell-matrix adhesion; cell migration; integrin-mediated signaling pathway. Gene Ontology annotation, molecular function: integrin binding. Gene Ontology annotation, cellular component: cell surface; focal adhesion; integrin complex. The transcript has 13 exons. The coding region runs from base 149 to 2587 and encodes 812 amino acids. NCBI's taxonomy places the organism in Eukaryota, Metazoa, Arthropoda, Insecta, Lepidoptera, Nymphalidae.
CGAGGGUGUCGUACGGCGAACGGCGCGGUCCGCGCGCCGAUCGCGCCCCUUAUCUUAUCAGCCCUUAUCAAUUUUUCAUCGCGAAACCGAUCGUGUUACUUCAGUUGACUCAACGUGCAAAAAGUGAUUGAGGUUCGAUUAAUCGAUCAUGUUUUGGAGAUUUUCUGUGAUCACACUGUUUAUAUUGUGCAUAAUUUUCAUUGUUGGAUAUGUGAGCGGUCAAGUUCAACAACAAAUUUUAAAUAAAUUGGCAUGCAUCGAACACGAAGAAUGCGGUCCCUGUUUGUCGGCUGCCUCGCAUUGCCGAUGGUGUGCCGACCCGUACUACAGCUCCAGUGUGCCACGGUGCAACGAUGAUGAGACGUUAGUCGCAGGUGGGUGUGCUCAAAACAUGAUUCAGCGUCCGUAUAAGGCGAUAUGGCACGUCGUUGAGAAUCACACUCUUCAAGAUAUCGCGCCUGACAGCCACGAGGCAGUUGUGCAAAUACAGCCGCAGAAAAUUAGGCUAUCGUUAAAACCGCGUGAGUCGAAGAUCAUCAAGUUUUCCUACAGACCUGCGAAAAAUUACCCUUUGGAUUUGUAUUACUUGAUGGACCUUACCUGGUCUAUGAAGGAUGAUAAAGAAACGUUGGUGUCUCUAAGAGACGAUCUUCCGUCCCUGCUGAAGAAUCUUACCGAUAAUUUUAGGUUAGGCUUUGGCAGUUUUGCGGAUAAACCGGUAAUGCCGUUCAUAAGUGUGGAUCCACGAAGACUUGCAAAUCCUUGCGCCGUUGAAGAAGAGGCCUGCGAAGCCACAUACAGCUAUAAACAUCAUUUAUCUCUGACAAAUCAGGUAAGUGAGUUUAUAGAGAAAGUAAACCGUAGUUCAGUGUCAGCCAACCUGGACAACGCAGAGGCGCAGUUGGACGCAUUAGUGCAAGCUAUCACAUGUGAUAAGGAAGUGGGCUGGUCGCUGCACAGCCGGAAAAUUGUCAUACUGCUGUCGGAUGGCUUGCUGCAUACUGCGGGUGACGGGAAAUUAGGUGGCGCCUCAAAGAAAAACGACGAGGAAUGCCAUCUUGAUAAAAACGGUUAUUAUUCUGAAGCCAGUACUUACGAUUACCCGUCCAUAGCGCAAGUGUACCGCCUCUUAGAUAAGUAUAAGGUGAACGUAAUUUUCGCGGUCACAGAAAACGUUAAAAGCCAUUACGACAGGUUGCACGAACUGUUAAGCGACUUUACUUACGUCGCUAAACUUGAGAGUGACAGUUCGAACAUACUAAAGCUAGUCAAGAUGGGAUAUGAAGACAUCGUGAGCGUUGUUGACUUCGAAGACGACACGAAUGCCGGCCCUGUAAAGGUUAAAUAUUUAACCGAUUGCGGAGUGAAAGGAGGUUCCAUGGAUGAAGCAACACGUUGCACUGGCGUUCAGUAUGGCAUGACGCUUAAUUACGAAGCUCAUGUCAGGUUGGAUUCUUGUCCGGAGUACAAAAAGUCUCGCCAAAUCAUCACGAUAUCUGAAAGUCAACUGGGUCAGGACUCGCUGACCUUGGAGGUGGAGAUCCAGUGCGGAUGCGAGUGUGAAGGAGACCUAAAGCAGGGUAUGCUGCUAACGUGCCCGGCCAAUUCGCACCUCGUUUGCGGUGUUUGCCAAUGCAAUAAGGGAUGGUCAGGCCCGUCAUGUGACUGCUCGAUCGAAGAUGAAGCCGCAUCGGCUGCUUUGUCAAGUCAAUGCCGUGAGCCCAACGUGACCCGCGCCAUUCCGUGUUCAGGCUCGGGAGAAUGUCUGUGCGGCCAUUGCGAGUGCGAUCCAGGCUCCAACGGCCGCUACUGCCAAUGUAAAUCUUGUCAAAAAAGUAGAACGAACAACGUAGAAUGCGGUGGAAUAGAGCGAGGCGUAUGCGUUUGUGGGAUCUGCGCUUGCGUCGAGGGUUGGAGUGGCGACUCCUGUGACUGUACGGACAACACGGACACAUGUGUCGCGCCGGGAUCUGAAGAAGUUUGCUCGGGACAUGGGGAUUGUGUUUGUGGUGUAUGUCAAUGUAACAAAGCAAACCAAGGAGGUACAUCAUAUUCCGGUGCCUUCUGUGAAACCUGUGCAACUUGUGAGAAUCCUCUGUGCGCCAACGCGGAGCCAUGUAUCCUGUGCCAUUUGAAUAGCAGUUGCACAGACAUUUGUACGAUAGGCAAUGUCAACUAUACAGUCAGCGAAAGGAUGAAUGAAGCAUCAAAUAUUGACGAUAUAUCCUGUAUACUGCGCCAAGAAGAAGACGGCAUGAAUUGCGAAUACAGGUACACAUAUAAAGCCGGAGUCAAAUCCAUGAUUUCAAUGGAAAUGGUUAUUACUACCAAGCAAUGUACGCAGCCGACCAGUGCCCAGAUUAUGACACACGCUCUCAUAAUAAUGGCAUGUGUCAUAACUAUAGGUGUCAUAGUCAUUUUAGGGGUCAAGUCAGCUCAAGUUGUCUCCGACAGACGCGCGUACGCCAAAUUUAUGCAGGAAGCCCAAGAAAGUAGGAAGCAUAUGCAAGAGUUGAACCCAUUAUACAAAUCUCCGAUUUCGGAGUUCAGGUUACCAGAGUCGUAUCCAAGAGAUCAGCACUUGUAGUUUUUAAGGAAUAUAUUCUUUAUUUUUUACCAAAGUACAAAAUGCAAAACAGUGUUUUCGAGUAACUAGUAUCGUCAUAUGAAAAUACCUGUUAGGAUCCUACAUAUGUCAAGCAGUAGAAUCCCCUUAAGCUUUGUGCCACUUGCAUCAAUCUUUGCAGCUUUGCAGCGACGGUACUUUACAGAACAGCUUCUCAUCUCGCACCAAGCUCAGGCUUACUUGUGUAUGGAGAAAUUCUUCCAUUUAUGGGAUGCUUCGAACUAGCUCGAUGCAUGGGAUUGCGGUGCACAGACUCAUUAGAAACCUAGCAACAAAAACUUCAAAAAUGAAAGUUUUGAACAUCGUCGGAAAGUUGCCUUCAGUUGUUAUACUACUAGAUAUGUUCAAGACAGAGACAGUGCUCAAGAACUGCUUAAUUUAGCUCCCGCUUCACCUUUUCAUUCGAAAUACGGGGCAUUGUAAGAAACUGCACCGGUACGCAGUUGUUACCUAUCCAUGGACACGUACCAAGCGCUUUGCUUCCUCGUUUCUAUUUUGCACCUCAAACAGCCGAAAUGUUACUUCAAAUCAAGAGGGCUGUGAAAUACAGGCCCUUAACUUUAGGCUGCAUCAGUACUUACCGUUUAUGCUUAUGACAGCCAAGAGCAAUAAAUAAAAUUAAAAUUCUAAAUUAAAAUGAUAAUUAAGUUUAUAUAUUACAAGGAGUUCUCAGUACAAGCCUGGAGUUGAGAAAUUAGCGGUUUCAAUCCCCGUGCCUUAGAGAGCACUUUGAAAAGUCUGCAUUGGUUAUUUUCACCGACUUGUGAUAAUAGUCGUUAAAUGUCUUUAUCUCUCCUCACUCCCUGCGACUCGAUUAAAGUCGAAUUUGUAAUGCGUAUGACCAAUGCUGCGUCUUCCAGUGCGUCGCCACUCCAGAAACACUUCCAGUCAGUUUUGUAUGUAAAAGUCCUCCACGUACUCCCCACGUAUAUUGUUCAACUGUUGAUUGCUUAUGAGUAUUGGUAACCUGCUGCGGUUCUAUAUUUGUUUCCAGUGGGUGAUCAAUUCAACCGAUUGACGUCCACUGUUGGACAUAGGUCUUUUGGAGGGAGUUCCACAAUCCAGGGUCCUGGGCCGCUUGUUUUCAGAGGCUCUCAGCGACUCGCUUGAUGAAGUCUGUCCAACAUUUACGGGUACGGGGUCGCCAUUCCAGCACCUUAGGACUCCACAACGUCCAUCAGUUCUCCGAGCUAUGGAGCCCCACCCAUUGCCACUUUACCUUCGCGACUGGCUAAGCCAUUAAAGAUUUUAAACUAAGAUUUUCGUGUUUAAUCAACAUUUCU